AAAAUAUUUGUAAGGUUAUAUCUACGUCUUUUUUUAUUAUUCAAAAUUGCAACAUGUUUAAAAAACCGAUUAAAGUAAAAAGUAAUACUCAAACUAAAGGCACAGAAAGGAGGAAUUUUAGAGAUUCAAUUUUAAAAGCUUUUCCGAACUUAACAGAAAACGAUGUUAACGAAUUACUACCAAAAAAAGAACCUCUAAAUAUUUUAAAAGUAGUAACUCAUAACGAUAUAGUGUUAAAUGUUUAUACAGUCCAAAAACGACCAAUAUUUUUCGAAUUAGACAGCAAAUUAUUUCCCACUCUGUUUCUGUUAUGGAAAUUUCCCGAAAUUAUUUACGCCUUCACGACACACCUGCAAGUAAUGGAUUUUAUAACAUCCGGGGCCGAUCUUAUGUUACCAGGUGUUGUUACUCCUAACGUGCAAACGGGAUUACCAAAAUAUGGGAAUGUUUGUGAAAACGAUGUCGUGUAUGUUAAUUUAUUGAAUAAUAUAGCGGCCGUUGCAGUCGGUGUGGCUAGUCAAAGUUCGGGAGCUAUGUUAUUAGCGAAUUGUAAGGGGAAGUGUGUAAGAAUACAUCAUUUUUACGGUGAUCAUUUGUGUACUUUGGAAGGUAUGCCAAAAUUACUUUUACCCAAUUUCGGAGCUCCCAAAUGGCUUCAAUUGAAUAAUUACGAAGACGAUUUUCCCGCUCUCGGUACUAAUGAAAAAAUUAACGAUAAAAAUGAUGAAAAAUCUGAUGAAAAUCAUGAAGAAAAUGUUGAUAUUAUAGAAAAUGAAUCUGGUAAAGAUUCGUUAGAUGAUAUGGACGAACUUUUAAUGCAUUGUUUUUUGGGCGCUAUCAAGUAUUCCAAGGACGUAAAUUUGCCGGUUUUAACCUCAAAUUUUUUUAAAUUGAAUAUGCUCCCUAUAUGUCCCUCCGAUAAGAAUUUGGAUAUCAAGAAGACUUCUUAUAAGAAAUUGAAACCAUUCUUGAAGAAAAUGGCCGAUGAUGGACUUAUUAUAGUGAAAGAAGUUAAAUCUGGCGUCGAAACGAUAACGUUUAUAAAUAAAGAUCACCCGAAAUGUCAGGCUUUUUAUAUACCCCCCCAAAACAGACAAAAAAAAGAAUCUGAAACCGAAUCAUCGUCACAUACAAAUAUUAUCGAAUCUUUUGUUGUCACACAGCCUGUGACAUCGUUAUUUGAGGGAUAUAGAAAAGGCGAUAUAAUACAAUUGACCGAAGUGCGUAAAUUUCUAACUAAAUACGUAAAAGAACAUAAUUUACAAAACGAAGAUAAUAAUAGACUAGUUAAUCCCAAUGAAGUAUUAGCAAACAUUUGUAAAACCGAACAUCCUGUAGCUUGGGAAGAAGCCAUAGAAAAAAUUUGUUCUGCAAUGAAAAAUUGUUAUAAGGUAAAAUCCGGCAACGAGGAAAUUCAAGGGAAAGGGAAAAUAUCGCCGAUUACACUUUCCGUUUCAGUGCGUUCUGGUAAUAAAAAGGUGACUCUUAUUGAUAAUUUGGAAUUAUUUGGUAUCAGAGUUACUGAUUUUGCGAAAGAAUGUCAACAUGGUGUAGCUGCGAGUACGAGUAUAAGUAGACCACCUGGUAAAAAGUGUGAUCAACUUUUAGUCCAAGGGAAUCAAGUACUUUUUGUUUAUAAUCUAUUAACAGAUAAAUACAAAGUGCCAAAGAAAUAUAUCAAGGGGCUCGAAAACGCUCCAAAAAAGAAAAAAUAAUUAGCGUUAUACAUAAAAUAUAAUUAAAUA
Molecule: messenger RNA, 1745 nt
Organism: Diorhabda sublineata
Lineage: Eukaryota; Metazoa; Arthropoda; Insecta; Coleoptera; Chrysomelidae
Gene: eIF2D
Product: eukaryotic translation initiation factor 2D
Exons: 8
Coding region: 54-1715 (553 amino acids)
Biological process (GO): formation of translation preinitiation complex; translational initiation
Molecular function (GO): translation initiation factor activity; RNA binding
Source: RefSeq, a predicted model, not a curated record